Phoenix dactylifera (date palm) is the source of this 1495-nucleotide messenger RNA. Its product is annotated as Mitochondrial transcription termination factor family protein. NCBI's taxonomy places the organism in Eukaryota, Viridiplantae, Streptophyta, Magnoliopsida, Arecales, Arecaceae. The record is from RefSeq and is a predicted model, not a curated record. Gene Ontology annotation, biological process: regulation of DNA-templated transcription. Gene Ontology annotation, molecular function: double-stranded DNA binding.
UUGAGAGGUGCAAAAAUGCGCACCGCUGGCAAUACCCGCCACCCUGAGAUGGGCAUCGGCCGAGAUUUUCUUCCUCUUAUUAAUGCGUUGAAGGUAGCAGACAUAAAAAUCUAAGGGCUACCAACGUCUCCAUUACCCGGCAGUCGAACGACCCUCCAAUCCCCGUCAGCCGCAAACUCUCUCUCUCUCUACGCGAUCACCCUCGCGCUUCAUCUACCCGCGGUCUUCUGCUCUUUGCGUUUUCUAUCUAGAUUUAACUCUCUUGACGCACCCCUCUGGAAUUCUGGGAGUUUCGUAAAGUUCAAUACCGAGAUCUGACAUCAACUAUGCUCUAUUUCCAUCAGCGGUCGCAUUGUUCUUCCUUGGAUGUUGGGGAAAUCAUCAGCAUCACCAUUGCUGACCUUUGAAUCUUCAGGAUUUUGCCCCUUCUUAUCUUCAGAUGUAUCAACUUCAACACCAAGCUUGGCACUGCUUAUGCAGACUCCACCAUGUGGAGUAAGGCCCCAUAUCCAAAUAAAUAUAAAUAAGGAAAGAUGUCGCAUUUUAAGCUGUACAUUGAAAAGGUGGAAGAUAAACUCAAUUGGUCCAACAGAGGUAGUAGUGCUAGAAGAUGAAGAGAAGAAAACAUGGGAAGAAUGCAAACAAACACUCUCCACAUUAAGUUUUUCAGCUGACGAGGCAGACGUGAUGCUCAGGAAAGCAUUUGGAUGGAUUCAUUCGCCUUACUGGGGUGAAGAGAAAAAUAAGUUAGUUCCAAGAAAUGAAAUGGUAAAUGAAGUCUUGGAGUACCUGAAGGGCUUAGGCCUUUCUGAUGAUGAUCUUCGCAAAUUACUCAAGAAGUUUCCUGAAGUGCUUGGAUGUGAUCUUGAUGAUGAAGUGAAGACCAAUGUUGCCACUCUAGGAAGGGAGUGGGGAAUCAAAGGAAAAACUCUUCGAAAUCUUCUUCUGCGGAACCCCAAAGUUUUAGGCUAUAAUGUGGAUUGUAAGGGAGAUUGCAUGGCUAAGUGCACCCGGUGUUGGGUUCGGUUUUAGUACUUUUGCCUGCAGAUUGGUAUAUAUUCAUAAUGUUUCGCAAUCAUUACCCAUGUAUUUUGAGUUGACGUUCAGGUAAGUUGAAAAAGGCUUUGCAGUUUAAAGAUUAACAUAUAGGAGGUCAGAAGUCAGGAAGCUAAACGUUUUGGAAGACCUUCCGAAGUUAUUGGCCAUCUAUGAUGGAUAAAUAACACCAAUGUUUUUUCUUGUUUUACAGGUUGGAGGUUCACUCAUGUCCACAAUCUGAACAUGUUCAAAUGUUUACUAUCCCAGAGACAACUUGUUUCCUAUUUGAGGGGGUUCCAAGUUGAACUCAGAAAUGAGUGUAUCUUGUGUAUAACAUUGUCAAUUGAAAAAGCGCUGCAACUUGUUGGUGCAGGUAAACUAUAAUAUACAUUUUUGAAUCUGAUCACUUGUUUAUCAGUGCAUGUCCCCAAUAUAUCCUGCAUCACUUUAUUUGAAA